AUGUUUGAGGUUCAACAUAACCACCACGGACAAGAGUUCAAGCGCUUCUUUCACCAUGGUCGAAGCUCAAUGUCUGCCAUUGAGGACAAGAGGGCAGAAGAGUUUAGGAGACAUGUCUGGGCGGUUACUAUGAUUGAUGAGGAUCCGUUGGCAGGGAGUAGGGAGAAGAAGAACAAGAAGAACCGCCAAUCGAUUGACCUUGUUCGUCCUGGUUCAAACAAACUGAGAUCCAAGAGAGCUUCUACAUAUGCUGGAUCACCGCCAGUAACAAAGCCUAAUGACAAGCAACACAAGAACCAGCUAAAGCUUGACACUGCCGCGACUAUGAAGGACUCUACAGUUACUGUCCAGCCGGUUCACCCACCAUCUUUUGGCUCACCAAAAGAUCUCUCUUUAGUUCAAGAAAACGCUAUCAACGCUUUCCUUGCAAACACUGAGUCUCCAAAGAGCACACAAGACAACUUUUCUCCUACGGCGUAUCCUCGACCAACAUAUGCUGUUCUCGAAACUCCCCUGGCAGAUCCUACAAAUGUGAGGCCAAAUGCCGUCCUGAACCGUCCUCGAAAACUGUCCAACAACUCAGUUACGACUGCAUCAUACCAAAAUAUUCAACUCGUGGGCCCGGACUCGGCAGCCCUCAAGAAGAAGUUCAAAAUGGCACAGGGCAUUCGUGUUCUCAUGCUCCGGCGCAUACUCCGCUCUAAUCCUCACAUCGCCGAAAUCGUCCGCACACUUAAAGUUCCGGCCCCUGAAAUUGUCGCCAAAGGCUCCGGAGCUGCCGAGUAUGAGGACCUUAUUGCAACGCUCGUCAUGGCGUGUCCCAAUAUCGAGAGUCUCAGUGGAUUGUCGGUUCCGUACGACCACUCCUUCAAGAAGAUCUUUCAUGCGUUAUCAACAAGACCCAUGUUAAGACAAAUGAACUGGCUUGUACACGCUUCGCCUCAUCAGAGACAACAGAGAAUCCAAUCGAGUACUCAGCAGCUUGGCUUGGUGAUGCCUGGAGAACUCAGGCCUUCCCAGGAAGCUGCCUUUUUGGCAUAUCAUGAUAACUGGUCUCGCCUGGAAACGUUUACUGUGCAUUGUCUCCCAGGAGCUACCGUCACGCCCGAGAACCUUCUCACAUCAACACUCAAGCGUCUCCCGAACCUCAAACAUCUUCAUCUCUGUAACCUACCGCCCAAUAGCUUCGACGACUCAACUCUCCUUGCUCUGCCGCCCCUACACUCCUUGACGUUGUCUCACAUCAGCGGUAUAACCUCGAGCGGGCUAUCAUCAUUCGCAACGCAGUCCACUAGUCUUCCUCUGCGUAAGCUUACUCUUCGACACACACCUCUCACGUCUCUCGCUGCUCUAGCGCGCAUCUUGUCUAAUUUGAGAAACUUGCUGGACUUUUCUCUGGUUCAGAUUUUCCCACCCGUCAUGCCGGAGAACGACAGCUUCGCACUAUGGAUGAUGCCAUAUCUUGCAAACAACACUGUGCAGAGUCUCCAUUGGGAUAUCACCAGCCAUGCUACCUGUGUCAAUGCAGCGGAUGAUAUUCUCGCUCGCAGUAUCUCUGCAGGAGGUUUCCCAGCUUUGAGGACACUCCGAGCACUCAACGACCCGGACGGCAUCUUUCAGGAUCUGUGCUACCCCGUCGAGAGAAUCGAUCUUCCUUCUGAUCGAUUCCGAACCUCUGAGCAACCAGAGAGCUCAUCACCUUUUACAUUUCCUCUAAGCUCGGCAAGCCCCAUGUCUCCCACACGCCUGUUCAAAUCCAACAACUCACCGCUCGCUUCUCCACGGACCCCGGUUUCUCCGUUUGGCGACACACGCCGCCCUUACACAAGCCUCCAUACCGCACGGCUUGCCGCCCAAACGCGUCUCGAAGCAGCACGUUCCCGGCCAAAAUUCACUGUCAACGUAGUAGAUGAGGGCGGAACCAUUACUGAGACUUUCUCCAUGGCUGGAUUCAUUGGUACGGCCGGAAGCUCAAUCAAGUACCACCUUCUUCCUGACAGGGGCACUACAGACGAUAAAGGCGGUCUUAUUGAUGUGAGAGAUUUGGAUAGCGAUGCUGGAGAGAGUCUCAUCGGUGGGAGGGAAGGGUGCACUGGACGCUGGAAUGUGCGUGAUGGCAUCGUGGCAGAUAAGAAGGAAAAAGAAAGAUGGUGGCAUACAGAGAGAGGUCGGUGGACCAAAGUCACUCUCUGA
Molecule: messenger RNA, 2193 nt
Organism: Fusarium musae
Lineage: Eukaryota; Fungi; Ascomycota; Sordariomycetes; Hypocreales; Nectriaceae
Exons: 3
Coding region: 1-2193 (730 amino acids)
Source: RefSeq, a predicted model, not a curated record